This is a messenger RNA of Lineus longissimus, 6930 nucleotides long. RefSeq lists its product as uncharacterized. The transcript is spliced from 5 exons. Bases 2415 to 3713 code for a protein of 432 amino acids. The record is from RefSeq and is a predicted model, not a curated record. NCBI's taxonomy places the organism in Eukaryota, Metazoa, Nemertea, Pilidiophora, Heteronemertea, Lineidae.
AGUCCGUGCUGGUGUAGUUGUACGGUUUUGAAAUAACAUGCAGCUCAAAUUCAUACCGAGCAAAAUGGCGGCGUAGAUGACUUCCGCAUCUUAAGUGUUACAGAUUUAAUAGUUGCACAGACAUAAAACGAAUACACACGUAUUGUUGUGGAUGAAUUGCAUUUACAUUAGACUAGACUAACUGAUUAGGUCAAUACAGCCAUGAUGUACGAUCCAGACUUCCACGAGUCAUUCAAGGCCACCAAGAUCCCUACCAAUCGCAGGGGAGAUCCAGGAACUGUCCGUCGAACUGGUAUCGUCCAGAUCGUGUUCGGGGUCGUAAUGUUUAUCUUAGGGGCCGCUGCCUUUGGCGCCGGAAUGGCUGGUUUGGUGGAGCCUGUUUAUUCAUCUAUCGGGGCUGGGAUGUGGUGCGGCAUAAUUGUUGUUUCCGCCGGUAGCAUAGGGGUUAUGGCCGCCCGUAGAGUGACCCAAGCCUGGAACAUUGCCAGCUUAGUAAUGGCGUGCGCGAGUACCAUAUGCUGCGUCAUAUUCCUUGUAAUUUCUGCAGCUUCUUUGAACGCCGAGCUGAACCCUGGGAUGGGCAAUCGAACGCAAAAUGCGACUGAUGCUUCUCGUUCAUUCACUACACCCGCCACCAGUACCCAAAAUGCAACUCUGACACCAGGAGAAAAUGAAAACAGAGGCACGGACCUAGUUGUUGAUGAUGCGUUAGGCAUCAUCGUAGCCCUGGCCACACUCGUGACUGCCGUCAUACAGGCAAUAUCCUCCUACCAGAUGGAGUCUUUCGGUCUCUCUACGAUGAUCUUCGUCAUCGGGCGUUCACUAAUGGGAUGCUGCUGCAGAAAUCAGUUUGAAGAGUCGACGGCGGGCUACGCAAGGGAGGAGGACUUUUCUGCCAAUGACCCUUAUGGGGACUUGGGGACUUAAAGGCCGACGCCGUUCGUUAAAGAGUUAGAUAUUUGUAUUUGACUUUGAAAAUUUAGAUACACACUGAAUUUGCCGUUGUGUAACAGACAUAGAAAUACCCUGUAAACCAAGAUUCAGCAAAUUUGCACGACGAGUAAUUCUUUUUCCUGACCCACGAUUAAGACAUUCAAAACCCUAUGUAUAUGUGACCAUCGUUACUAAUUAAACACAAUUCCGACUCAUGCGCGGUCAUAUUCGGGUGUGUUUUUAUCAGAACACAUACAAUCGUUAAACUCUGACAUGUAGAUUGUUGACUUGUCGAUUCUCAACAAGUUAUGCUUACCCCGGAUAUUUGUACAUUUUACUCUGAAUAAGUCAAAAUCUCUCUAUAGAAGUAAAUAUGGUGGGUCUGAACACCUAUCAGAGCCAUGUUGUUUAUUAAGAAAUUUAAGGAGAAAUCUGUAUCUUUUGUUUUUACUCAAGACUGUACAUGUAGCUCUGCUUUCAGGACAUAAGUGCUACCAGUUAUUAGUUGUAAAGCUCAAAGCCUUUUAUAUGAAUGAUUUUAUGAAAAAAAUGCAAUAUUGUCAUAUUUCAUUGUCCCAAAGUAUCAUUCAUUAAAAGCCUCAAGCGAGGUGGAAAAAAAGACCUUGAAACUUAACACAAAGCUAAGUAUUGUUUUGCAGUCCACAAAGGCCUACAAUUGGAAGCUGUCACUCAGUAAAUACUGGUAACCAUUUGUUUCAAAUGGGGUUCAAAAUGAGAGUUUGAAACAAUGCAAGGGCAACUGUAGCCCAUUAUACGUUCGAGGCGUUAUACAUGUAAUGGCGUGGUCAUGGUUUAGAAAGUCUAUUCAACCAGUGUUUUUCCAACAAUGCUGGUCUUAUUUCAAACAGGUUCAACCGUAUUACGAUUUGAAAUAAAUGGAUUGCGUGGGAGAGCGUGUGACGUUUUACGGGUGUGGAAGUAGAUAUUGCCCCUUGGAAAAAGUGUCCAGCAUUAGUGUAUUCUGGCGGAUUUUCGUAUAUGCAUAGAAGGCAUGGUCGUCAAUAGCUAAGAGAUUAAGACGCAUCAUAGCAUCAUUUGCUCGCCAAGGACACUUCAAACUUCUACACCGGCUUACAUUAGACAUAAGCAUUUGGGACGAAAAACCGAAACACUUUGGGAUGGCGGGAUUUAUCGACGCUGAGACCUCCCUGGUGCCAUAUGCAUCGUGUUUAUUUACAAAUGUCGCGAUAAAGCUGAUGACUGUAUACGAAGCAGUGCAUAGAUGACUAUUAUGUUCAUCGUCGCUGCAAUGCAUCUUUGAUACAAAUAUUACUAUGACUGAUGACUCAGACUUCUGAAUAAGGUCGUUUCAGCAGUGUCAGUUCUUGCCAUUGUUCAUAACUGAUUGUCUCACUAACUGAACUAUAAUAUUACAUGUAGAAUAACCCAUUUUUAGGGCAAAAAUGUUUCGAACCACACGUAAGGCCUCAGUCAAUCUCCCUGUAAAACAUUGACGAGUCAUGUUCAAAAUCGUUCAGGUUUUGCACUCGGGCAUUCGUUUUACGUUCGUCCUCGCAACGGCGAAUGCAUUCACGUUGAUCUCGUUUAAGAUCGUCUUACGAGAUCACGUGAUAUUACAGCCAGAGCUUGGGGUAGUUCGGUUAAAAUCCUUCCUUGAGUGUGGUAUUUAUUGUUCAAAAACCUCCGGCUGUUCGACAUUUUCCUACCAGUUUCAAAAUGGUGGCUGCCGAUUGAGUAUGGCGGACUGGAGAUGUGAAAAGGCGACUGUGGCGAAAGGGAGCCACGUGUCCGGCAAACAGGAAAAGUAUGAACUCAAUCAUGAAAUGGAGAUCGUCUCUUAUAGAGGAAACAUGAAGGCUUUGCUUUACCACAGCAAGCUAGACCUUGUUAUUAUCUUAACCACCAAUAGAAGGGGCGAAAACGUAUUCAUUUAUAAAUCUCAAGGAAAACAGUACAGGUUGAAACGAAAGUAUUUCCUAAAAGACCUCGGUGAAUUAUCUGGAGAAUAUUAUGAUAAUUUCGUUGGAGUUACGAUUGACAGAAGAAAGAUGCGAAGUAUUUAUGUUUUUGAUAUAAAAAGAGGAACAAAAAUUGCAACUUUCCUCGUACCAAGUAUAUACAGUAUACGCAAGAAUUUUCAUACUCCAUGCAAGAAGACUUCUAUAACGGGAAUUCGGGUCUUGGAUUCGACCGUCAUACUGGAAGCUGUCUGCGCGGUCCUUCCUCGCGAAGUCAAAGGAAAACGUGUUUGGAGAGUAUAUUCGUCGCAUUAUCUAUGCGCGACGUCGCGCUCCAGUCGCCGGAUAAAACUUAAUAUGUUGGAGAAAAUAGAUGGCUUGAGUAUACGUAUGGCCGGAGUUCCAGAAAGGGCAUUUGAUGACUUCAAGCUGGAACUAACAUCUUGUGGUGACAGAUGUGUUGAUGUAGCCGGGAUAAAAACUCACGGCAUUCACGUCUACGUUUACGACGUCGUUAUAGAGUAUGGCGAAAUCGAGAAGAAGAAAAAAGAAAACAUCAUAAUGAUACCGAAAGUUGAUAACAACAAUAUUGUCAUUUUCAGUAAAUCCAAGAUGGCCGUUGGGCAGAUUUUUUCUGAUUCGUACCGCCUGGUUAAAAUCCUCCCGCCAUGUUUUAGACGCACCUCGAAGAGGAACGUGUCUACACUGGCGAAAACGAGCCGAUCGUACUAUUGGUUUCUCAAUAAAAAGGAUGAUGUCGUUGCAUGGCCCAGAUACUGGACACCACGCCCUACGGCGCAGGUGCACAGGCCUUUCGCGGAAUGUGGUAGUUUGUUUUGAAUACAUGUACAUGUACAUGGAAUUGCCCAUGAAAUCAACAUUACCCACAUGCUCGCCCUCAGGUGGAAGCUCUCUGAAAUGUACGGCACUCGGUAAGAUAGAAUUCUGCCACGUCCCUGUACAUGAGGUUCUUUGUUGAUUUGCCCUCGUGUCCAGGACAUCCUGGGCAAUCUGUCAAUGCCAAGCACUGUACAUUUUCUUGAGUUUGGUCCUGAGGCCGACCUUGUGGGUAAUGUUGAUUGUUAUUGGCGAAUCCGUGUAUUCCACCAUCAGGCAUGCUUCUAUAUCCAGAAUCGAAACUCAGCACAGCUGCCCUUUCUGAUUCUUAAAUGAUUUAGACAAGCAGAAAUCCUCAUGAAGGAGCUAUGCACCUAUUUUUGCAAUGGUUGGCCCGAUUAAAGCUAAAUUUUUACCGGGUCGACUACUGAGAAAUCGGUGUGUAUUCAACAAUAGUUAUAUGUCACUUGCACCUUCAACUCAUUGAUGAAAUCAUCUUGUAUACCGAAAUCCGAGCUUCUUCCUCCGAACAUCCGUCUUUUAUGCGCAGAGUUCAAGCCACUCUAACCUUCUUAUUGAUUCCAACGUCGACGAAUUUGGUACAAACUUUGAUAGGUUUGUAUUUAGGGGAAAAUGUGAAUGCUUGUUUUUAUUUAUAAGAUAUUGGACGGGUCUCGUUGAUUUUUGUGACAAGGUAGUGCCAGAGUCUAGAACAAAUCUAUCCCCUAUACACGUGUUGAAAGAGUUCGUUAAAUAGUGAUUUCGGAGUUGAGUAUGAGUGUAGCCAACGUGCAUGAAUCCGAAGUAAAUUAAAUGAUGACCACCCCAAUUGCACAUGUCAAAGCAGAAACUUCGUUGGCGCCAGUAAGCCUUUUUCUAAAUUUUUAAAAAUAAAAAUAAAAAUCCAAAUCAGAAAAAUGGCAAUCCGCUAUUGAGAGAACACUUUCCUAGAACUAACAACCAGCCAAAAAUAACGAUGGAAUAAUUUAGCUAUGCCAUCCUUUAAAGGUGUUGUGUUGUAGAAAUACGAUGAAAGUACUACUAGAAUGUUAAAAGGCGCCGUUCGUUCUUGGAGGUCGUUUUCUUUCGUCUGCCCCGCAGGUAUCGAAAUAAAUAGUGUUGCUUACCAAUGUGGUCAACUACAAUGAAUACGCCGGUUACGGGCCACAUAAGCUCCUACGAAUCAUCUCUUAAACGAAUUUCAAAGAGUGAAAAUGCACUCUUUUCAGACUGGGAAAGUCACCCGGCUCCCCAACCAAUCACAUUUGUGGUCGGAAGCUCCGAAUUUCAACGUCAGCCAUACGCAAUUCAGAUAUUUCGCGCCAAUGAAGCACUGCGUGACACCUAUAGGUCCUAUAAUACACUUGCUAAUUAUCCAAGAUCACUUCCCCGUUGAUAAAAUGGCGAACCGAUACGAUAACAAUGUUGGCGUUGAAAGGAACCUGUCUGACGAUUGAGGCAAAUCAUCCGUUGCUACACUCGUUUUGCUGUGGAUCUAUAUAUUAUCAGCAGCGUAUCGCCCGAGCCACACGUUGCUUGGCUAGCAGCCCCUUGCAUGCAGGUGGAUUGCCACGGAUCGGAGGCUAUGGUACAGGUAGUGGUGCUCGCACGAUUUCUCGACGUUGCAGUGGUAGCCUGCGCUUGCAGUGGAAGAUGAACACCAAUAUCGUACCUUACGAAAGCAAUCACAGGGGAAACGCACAUCAGCUUUCCAAGAUUCCGGAAACUACAGACUGUCUAUCCCGGCCUUCUCUUGUGGAGCUAUUGAGCCACGGUGAGCAGAAUGUCCCAAACGAGAUCUACUUCGCGACCAUAUCCCCGGCGGAAGAGGUACGGGACGACCAAACCAACCCGUCUCUUAUCGGCCGAGCAUUCUCCCGGAACUCACAGCUCCGCUGUAGCGUGGUUCUAAUCGUGGACGGGAUCAUGUUCCUCCUUCUGAUGAUCAGUAUCAUCGUACUCGGACUCCCUACUGGGAGCUACCUUUUCAGGCCCCGGUACGCUGCGUCAGUGAUAUGCGCCGGGGCUGGACUAGGGAUGGUUCUCAUUGCGACAGGGUGCGUCGGGAUAUGCGCCGCACUGACCAGGAAGACGGUUCACGCAGAAAUAUGUGCCGCCCUAUCUUUGAUAAGCAGUGGUUCCCUUUUCAUCAGUUUCAUAAUAGUAGUGACGAUGUUUCAUCGACUUACGGAUAAACACUGGGCCGGCAGUGGGGUAGAUUUUGCAGUUUUGACGGUUUCGAUUAUAAUUUUUAUAGUCGGGAUCACCACUGGUAUUAUACAGACGAUGGUGCAGUUUAGAAUCCUCAUGUGUUUUAGUAAAAAGAAGGUCGAUGUCACCACUGGCGAUAUAGACCACACGACUGCGCCAGUACUCCUUAUAAGCGACGACGAAAUGCAAUUGGCAAUAACACAGAAGGGUGAAGGGAACAAGGACUAACUACGUACACACCAACUGUAUACAAACGACCAGGCUAUACCGCCCGAAAUUCUAGUUCAUUGGUCAUAAUCUUUAAUUAUGCAGGGUAUGUUGAUUCGAACAGGGUACGUCGUUCGGCAAAACAGCGUUGGCAAUAAAAUGUGCACCUGUACAUCCCGUACAACAACAAACUGAGUGAUUGGAAUGAUCUUCUUGUCGGUGUAGGUUGGUGUGCUUAUGACACGCGUAUACGAUAUAUGACUCAAGCUCUGCGGACAAGCGUUACUGUACACACUGUAAAAAAACGUCAAAUGGUUUACCCUUUCGAAAUUUAGGGUGGACACGUCAACAGUCUUCGUCGCCGGUGUAUAGCCGAUAAAAAUAUGCCUGAAACAUGUACUGAAGCACCCUGCAUAACAAAGAAAGUAAUGGCCUCUUCUCCUUGGGUGUAUAGUCCGUUACGCUUGCACACUAUGAAAACAUUAGUUUACCGGCAUGGAAGUGUCAGCUCGUCGUACUGUUUUAUAAAAACUGUACGUCCAUGGUUUCCAAUGCCAGUUGUUACUGCCGAAGAGUGAGGAUCAGUUUCCACAUAAGCUUCCCAUGGGGGGGGGCUAUCACUUGUUUCUGAGUGUAUAUAUCUUGUAGUUUUGUGUGCAUUACAUGAUACUGUUGAAAACAGACUAAAAUUUGAUUAAAUACAUAUAAGCUUGUUUCUGAGUGUAUAUAUCUUGUAGUUUUGUGUGCAUUACAUGAUACUGUUGAAAACAGACUAAAAUUUGAUUAAAUACAUAUAAGCUUA